AUGGCGUACAAGGCAUGUGAAAAGCGGUGGAAAAGUAUGACACAUGAAAACGCGUUGCACGACUUGGUGGUACUGGAUCCGCGUAAUUUAAGUGAGGAGCAGCAGAAAAAAGUGCAGCACAUUGGGUCCUGGAAAUGGGGUUCGAAGGACAAGGAGCGACCCGUGUUAGCUUUCGACAACUUUGGCACACCGCACCGCGGCUUCUGCGUGAUACCCAGCGCUCUAAACGCCAAAACACAGCUGCAACUUGCUCGUGUUUGUCUGGCCGAGUAUGCAGAGGAGCCGCACGUAACCAAUAUGCACCUGCAAAACGAGCAAGUGGUAGGCAUUUGGCACAAGGCAUGCCAAUCACAUCCACACAAUCCAACAAAGUCUCCUAUUCUCUCAAAAUUGUGUUGGGCAGCUUUAGGCUACCACUACGAUUGGACCGCAAGGAAGUAUUACAAGGACAGAUUCUCCCCUGUGCCAAAAUUGCUACAGGAACUAGGUGCAAGUUGUGCUGCUGCUUCCGGCAUGAUGUUAGCCGCUGAGGCUGUGAUCGUCAAUUACUACAAGAACAAGUCGGCAAUGGGUGGCCAUCGGGAUGAUGUCGAGUAUACAAUGGAUCACCCUGUUGUGUCCGUGUCGCUUGGCAGUCAAUGUGUGUUCCUCAUGGGCGGUCACACAAAGGACGAGACACCACUAGAGUUGUUGCUACGAAGCGGUGACAUAACUAUUAUGGGUGGAGCAUCUCGGACGUGCUACCAUGGCGUAGCCCGUGUGCUACCCAUUCCAUUCAGCAUUGCAAGUGAGGAUUUCGAUACACUUUGUCACAUUGAACAAGAUCGCAAAGAGUACGAGGCAGUUCGAACGUAUCUUAGCAACCAGCGUAUUAAUCUCAACGUGCGGCAAGUGUAUCCGACAGACCAACUGACAAGAAAUAGAUGA
Molecule: messenger RNA, 927 nt
Organism: Peronospora belbahrii
Lineage: Eukaryota; Oomycota; Peronosporomycetes; Peronosporales; Peronosporaceae
Source: the annotation of a GenBank genome assembly